UAAACUUUUGGUUGGACUGAGGAUAAUGGUAGACGAUGAACUUAAAGAAGCGAAACAAUUGUUCGCGUGGAAUCGAAUGGUCUUCGUAAUUAUUGGAUUAUGGCCAUUAGAACCAACGAUUUGUUUUUUCCACACGUGGCUUGUGUAUUUUGCAUUCCAUCUCUUCAUGGGUUUUGCAGACUUGGUGCUGGUAUUUGGCAGUCUCGAAGAGGUUGUUGCAAAUGUCUCGGAAACGGCUUUGGAGAGUAUGAUAAUAGUAAAGAUGGUUGUACUCAAGUAUUCUGGUACUCUCCGAGAAGCUGUGGUGAUGGCAAGGGAUGGAAUCAUGGAGGAGAAUUUUUCAGAAACCAAAGAGAAAGAAAUUUAUAUGUUUUAUAAUGCAAUCGCCAAGAAGUUCUUCAGGUGGGCGGUCGCUUUCGCAUUUAUUUCAGCUAUAUUAUAUCAUUUGAAACCUAUGGAAACUCGACUGAAGGCUGCAUUGGCUAAUGACACAGUACCUUUGUUACUACCGUAUCGAUCUCAUCUGACUUUCGAGCUGACGGACAUGACGACCUACAUUUUGAUUUAUGCGUAUCAAUCCCCGAUGAUUUACGUUCACACGUUUCACACUGCAGCUGUUUGCUUCCUCAUUACUCUAGUACUUAACGCCUGUGGUCAUCUAGCUAUUCUAGCGAGAAGGAUACGGAGGAUUGAACCAAAUAGUUCCGGUAAUUCGGAGCUUCAACUAGGGAAUUCCGUCCGGCGCUAUCUGGAAAUAGUCAGAUUUUCCAAAUUGAUCGAUAAAAGUUUCUGGAUCAUACUUCUCGAAGAAUUAGUCACAACUACAGUUUGUCUGGGGUUAGCAUCUUAUAAUGUGCUGGUGAAUGCUGACCUUGCUGAUACAACGACGUUCAUGACAUUCGUUAUGUACGUUUUCACAAUGUUACUUUUAAUAUACGGAUACUGUUUCGCUGGUGAAUACUUAAUUACCGAGAGUAUGAAUGUGCAUGAAGCUUAUUAUCAUUGUGACUGGCCUGACCUACCAUCGAGUUACCGGAAGUCGCUAACCCUAUGCUUAAUCGGGACGGAGAAACCUCUAAGGUUGAGGGCUGGCGGAUUUUACACAUUCUCAAUGGCAGGCUUCACAGGCAUCAUGAAAACAGCGAUGGCUUAUGUAUCCAUGCUGCGAACUCUUGUAUUGUAGAUCCAUGUUAUACCGUUUCUAUUCUCAUAUGAAAUCUACAAUUUGAUGUUUGGUGUAGAAUAAACUGGUUUUUUCCUC
Diachasma alloeum is the source of this 1261-nucleotide messenger RNA. It is a transcript of the gene Or198, whose product is annotated as odorant receptor 13a. Gene Ontology annotation, molecular function: odorant binding; olfactory receptor activity. NCBI's taxonomy places the organism in Eukaryota, Metazoa, Arthropoda, Insecta, Hymenoptera, Braconidae. The record is from RefSeq and is a predicted model, not a curated record. Gene Ontology annotation, cellular component: plasma membrane. Gene Ontology annotation, biological process: detection of chemical stimulus involved in sensory perception of smell; sensory perception of smell. Bases 26 to 1183 code for a protein of 385 amino acids. The transcript is spliced from 7 exons.